This is a messenger RNA of Tribolium castaneum (red flour beetle), 4119 nucleotides long. RefSeq lists its product as hypothetical. NCBI's taxonomy places the organism in Eukaryota, Metazoa, Arthropoda, Insecta, Coleoptera, Tenebrionidae. The record is from RefSeq and is a predicted model, not a curated record. The transcript has 4 exons. The coding region runs from base 420 to 2285 and encodes 621 amino acids.
ACACGCGCACACCUCUUGGCGUCUUUUGCCCGUGCGCAGUUCGAGCGGGAUUCCUCCUGAUUGGCACUGGCCAUUGUGCCUGGCUGCCAUGUUUUGUUAAACUGUGGGGUGUGUUGAAGAAAUUACACGUUUUAACAUCAACCCCGUACUCUAAGGUUCACCACAAUGGGGGGUACAAGAACUCAAGUGCAGUGAAUCAACGAACGAACAAAUCAGUUAUUAUUUUUGAUGUUAGCUUGGUUUGCAUUAUUUUUUGAUUUCGUUAUGGAUUCCAUCGUCGCCGUUUUAUAAAUUUACGAUGCGUUACGAAAAGCGGUCGCAAGUUAUUGUACGCCCCCAGGAAAUCGAGACGCAUACCUCACGUGAACCACUCAACUGCUGCAUGGCUGAUCAUCAUUACUAUUUUUUAUAAACAUAUUAUGAAGUAUCCGCAACUAGUGUCCAUGCCCUCGGCGGUUUCUGAUUGGCUAGAGGAACAGUUGGAAGCUCGUGGAAUAGAUGCUGUAGUAUACACUCGUUACAUACUUAGUCUUUUACACAGCGAUACUGUAGAUGUCAUUUACUCAGAUGAAGAUCUACAUUUCACUCACUUGAAAAAGGAAGUGAGACGUCCGGGUGGAAGUCGUAAGCGUUUUCGUCGCUCGUCCGAUUGGUGGAAAUGUGCGCAAGCCGACGCCGAAAAGCUCAAACGUUCAGCAGCGAUCGAAUGUCUAAUGUCCGCAUCUGAACAGACUUGCGGAAUUGAGUCAUUAAUCGACGAGUUAUGCGACAAAUUGAACGAAAUCAAGAGUGACGACGACGAGCAUCACGUCGAUCCUCCCGUCAAGAAACCAGAGCUCCAGCAAGUUUCCCCCCAAGAGUUGGCCAAACGCUAUUACGCCGCUUUUCCUCCACUCAAUCGUAACACGACCCCCACCUUGAUACCCAAGUGGAUACCGUCUCCGAAGAAGAAACCCAAACACAGCGAAAUGAAGGCGAGCAGAACGGCCGGAAAGCAGCGCUUUGGCGCCUACAUCACCAGUCGCAAGAAGGAGAACAACGAGAAAAAACCCAAACCAUCGUGUGACGAAGUCAAUCUCUACGACGAUCUCCCGGUUGACAUCAAGGAGCUGCUCGACGAUUCCUCCCCGAAUUCGAACGUCGAAAUGAUGAAUCUGGCCAACAUGCGGGAUACGGGACGUCGCGGUUUUAUUUCGUGUGGUACGAACAUCACGAGCUCGAUUUGGACGAACGAAGCUGCAAUGGAAGAGAAUUACGACUCAGUGCUUGAUUUGCAAUUCAGCUCAAUCACUAUCAACAAUUGGUUCGAUCUGCCGGCGCCAAGUGGGCGGUGGUCGGACGAUAGUGGUUGCUUCGAAGAUGAUUACUUGUACAACCAAUUCAGUCUGAGUUUAGUCAAGUUGAACCACGAUAAAGAAGUGAGUGCUUUCGCCGAAGUCGUACCGAAAAAUCGCCACAACCAGUACAACCCUUUUUCGAAAAUCAUCGGUUCGGGGAUUCACCGAGACAAAAAAAUCGAGCUGGAGAAGGAGGAGGAUUUGCUCACUUCAGUCCACAGUCACUUUCGGCCAAUUAACGAAAAAGUCGAAGGGGGGCAGUACGCAGAUGGCGCCACGUUCAUCGUUUCAAACACCUGGGACAAGAUCAACUACCGCCGCACCGAAAGUGGCAUGUAUAUGGAAAACGACUAUAGCAUGCGCAAAAAAUACUGCGAGUAUAACAAGAAAGGGACGAAUAUGGAUUUUGUUUUGAAAUAUCUCGUCUGUCAGAACGAUAAAAGCUGUCAAACGGAUGAUCUUGAUGCGGAAGUUGAAGCAAUCAAUCGGGAGACUUGCACUUGUCGCACGUUACUAAACGACUGUCGGGUGCAUCCCACUUGCGACAAGUGCAACAACAAUUCAUGGAACACGAAUCUUGGUUUAAAAACGGAUCUGCGGUGGCAGUUUGGGACCACUAAUAUUUGGAGCGGGGGCAGUGUGUGUCAUGAUUGUCUGGGGCGCCCCCCCUCCACCCUCCAACACAGCAAACUUCGCGAAGACGUCAGUCAGGAUGGCGACCAGUUAUUGUCCGAUUUGAGUACAAUUCACAAAACCUAUCAGCAGGAAAGUCUGCCGGUGACUGAAUUCACGUGCGACAUUGCUGAAUUUUUCCUCCCGAAAGAACGCAAACGCCGCCACUCGCUGAUGGCCCAGAUGGAGGAUUCGUGGAGUUUCGCCGAACGGCUGGAGGAGGAUUGUCUAAUACAGAUGUCUACAAUACCCACACUGCGUUCGGUCACUUUGUAAUUUCGGGGUAGGUCAAUUGGAAAUCUCUUGAUAACACACGGCUGAUCUAGUGGCUUGAGCCACCACAAAACGACAAACUGCCAUAUUAAUUUCAGUGCAGUGAGAAGCCCACAAGAUGGCUGAAUAGGUGACGCACGUGUGUUAUCGAUUAAAUCAAUUGUGUCGAAACCGGGCAAGACUUGUUAUGUUUUCGUUAAGUUUGAUUUGUUUUGGUCUUGCGCGGUUCGUUAUGUAGGGGAGAGUUCACAUUUUAGUUCAAUUUUCUAACCGAACCUACAUUAGCGAUUUUCAUUUUACUUGUUAUGUGUGCAAAAUUAAGAAAAAAGAAUGACAAAGCAUACUUUCCCGGAAGUUGAGAUUGAAAAAAUUAUUUUAUUUUUGCAAUUCCGGGCGUUUCCUUUCACUACUAUUGUAACCCAACAAUAUAGUUGAAGCUGUAUGUCUAUGUAUAAUGUUAGGGCAUUUUAGUAUAGCUCUUGAAGUGCAGCAAUGAACACCUGUAGUUGCUCGAGACGGCGCAUUUUGACCCUUGGUGCCAAAAUGUGCGGGUCUCCCCUAGUUGUAUUUUUCGAAAUAUGUAACUAUUAUAAAUAUUGGAAAUGGGUAUUACCAUUACUGGUUUAUAUUUAGUUUGUUUUUUUUUUUUUGUUUAAUCAUUUUUACAGGUUAGGGAGCGCGGCGCAAAUUUUUCAAUUUAGUCAUUCGGAGCCAAAGUCAGUAGUGUAUUAAUAAAUCCCGCCCCUCUCUAAUCGCGAUAUCAAUAAAUAAUGAAGGAAAAAAGAUAAAUCGUUAGGUAUCUGACGCGUUUUUCAACUGAGCGUCCGAUUUUGUUUUUUGAGAAAUACCAUCGCAUAUCGGAUACAAUUAUAUUUUUUGAAGUGCUUCGUUUCAAAAACUAGUGCGAGUGUGUGAAUGUGUCAGUUGAUCAAAAAAUAAUAAUUUUGUUGUGCUAAAAUGUAUAUUCAAUCGCACCUGAUUCAAUCGUUACAAAGCACAGCAAAGUCCCACCGUUAGUUACAGUCUUGCCAACUGAAAAGGUGCUGUUGAAUUUUAUUGUAUUUCCAUCAUUUUAUCGUAUGUUGUAAUUAAUAUUGCAAUAAUUUUAUAUAAACGUAUCGUUGUAACUCGUUCACUUGAUUCAGUUUUUUGUUUUGUUGUUUUCUUGUUUUGAUUUUAUGAUUAUACGUAAUAAAGUGAACUUGUUAUUUGAAAAAAAGUACACGUAACGGAGUAGUGCAGUAAUUAAAAUUGUGAUUUGUUUUAAUUAUUGUGAUGUCUCCGUUUGAUUUUGUUGCAUUUUGGUGAUUGGUGGCGCGAUUUCGGUAUUUAUUUUUUCAAAUUGACAAAUUGCCAAUCACUGGAUGCACCUCAGAUGUUAGUGUGUAGCAUAACCUUUUAUUUUAGUGCCUAUUAAAUCUAGUAUAAUUUGACCUUUUGCCUUAUCAAACGUUACAUGUAACCAUCUUUGUAUGUUGUUUACAUAGAAAUUUUCAUCAAUGUAACAUAUUCAAUUGACUCAAUUAUUAAGAAAUAAUGCAGUUUGUGGCUUAAUUCAUAGUUUUAUUAUUAUAAUAACGAAAGGUAAAAUCUAAAAAAAAUAUGAAAAAAUAAAAAUGUCAAAUAAUUUUUUGUUCCAUUCGAAUAGGUCAGUGUAUCAAUACUUAUGAAACUUAUCAAGGACAUAACUAAUAAUUCAUCGUCAUCAAAAUCAUAAAUUAACAAAAAAAUUACAAAAGUUGGGUAUUUGCUAGCGGUCUCCUAUUUUUUAAAGCAGCAAAACUAAAUUAAGUCUGGCAAUGAGUUUGACAAAACUUAAUAAAGCAAGUACAAAGCA